AUGUCGCCUUCGGUGGUUCCUGGGCGACCAAUCGACUGUGCUGACAUCCAGGCUCGUGGGGCAAACGUCAGUGGUGUCUAUGCCAUCUACCCUGGGAAGCAUACCAACGUUUAUUGUGACAUGGAGACCGAUGGGGGCAAUUGGACAGUUUUUCAACGUAAAAGUGAUGGCUCUCUUGACUUCGGUAGAAGCUGGUCUGAUUACAAGAUCGGCUUUGGAAGUAUCUCUUCGGAUCACUGGCUAGGUAACGACAUGAUUCAUCAACUAUCGAAUCAGAGGAAUUACGAACUGCGGGUUGAUAUGGAAGAAUUCGAAGGAAAUACCAAAUAUGCCAAUUACGCUAUCUUUCGAAUUGAUAAUGAAACACUUGGCUACAAACUGACUGUCCGCGGCUAUUCGGGUAAUGCAGGUGAUUAA
Messenger RNA from Lytechinus pictus (painted urchin), 417 nucleotides. RefSeq names its product angiopoietin-4-like. The transcript is spliced from 2 exons. The coding region runs from base 1 to 417 and encodes 138 amino acids. Lineage: Eukaryota; Metazoa; Echinodermata; Echinoidea; Temnopleuroida; Toxopneustidae. The record is from RefSeq and is a predicted model, not a curated record.